This is a messenger RNA of Cyphomyrmex costatus, 541 nucleotides long. RefSeq lists its product as uncharacterized. The record is from RefSeq and is a predicted model, not a curated record. Lineage: Eukaryota; Metazoa; Arthropoda; Insecta; Hymenoptera; Formicidae. The transcript is spliced from 3 exons. Bases 163 to 477 code for a protein of 104 amino acids.
GCACCAGUUCAGUAAAAAGAACAGGCCUUAUGCGUGAAUCAAGCAGAAUCAACAUCACGUCCAAUCAAAUCCAAGCGAUUCGUCUUUGAAUUUUUUGAGCAGUGUAGAUUCAUUGUUUAAUAUAUAUGUGAGUAGAUAAAUAACUUCUGUGUGUAAACAGCAAUGAGAUCUAACACUGAGGAAAGUGAUACAAGUCCAUCUAUCGAGAUACAAAUCCAGAAUACAUUAAUUUCCAUCGAUAAUAUGAGCCGGAAAAUAAAGAAAGAGCUGAAUAUAAUCAAGGAACUUGUGAAGGAAAAUGGACACUUAUGUACAGUAGUCAGCACGACAAAUGAAACAUUGUCCAUGCAAGUUCAAAAUAUGGGAAUGAAUGUGACAGAGAUUAUCAAUGAGAGCAAACGUAAUAGGUUAGAAUCGAUCUUACCGGACAUCACGUCCACAAAUGUUGCAGAGUACUUGGACCAAAUAAAUUCCUGAAACAUAUAAUUUUUAAAAUGUUUGUAAUAAGGCUCAAUAUGUUUUUAAUAACUAAUAUAGAGAA